AUGUGUAAUAAACGCGUCAAACAUGCAGCAUUUGACGCAUUAGAGAAGAUUUGGCUAGAAGCGCCAAAUUGGCGCGCUCAGAUGUGGAUUUUACGUGUAGAUCAAGAAGAAACAUCAACAGAUAUAAAAUUUGAGCAAAGAUUGCACGAUAUUAGGGUGAUUAAAGAGUUAAAUACACAAUCAGAAGCACAAAAUAGAAAAUAUAAUACAUUGGAGGAGCAGAAAAUAAAAUGUGCCAACAAAGAAGCGUUUUUAACGCGUCAAAACGCGUCUAAAAUAACGCCAGAAACGAUACCAAAAGAAUCAGAAACAUCAGUUGUCCUUGUAGGGACAGUAAGGAGUGCAAGUGUUCCUUUCUGGCAGUGCCGUGGAAUAAAAUGGCAGGUUAAAGCAGCAGACGAACAUUUGCGUUUACGAUUUGCACGUUGGAGACGUACAUUGAGGCCUAGUGGAGAUACAGAGACAGCAUGGGUAUUGCGGUGGCCAUCUGGGCUACAGACGCUACUAUAUGGAUAUGCUUGUGAAGGGGGUGCACUGAAGGUACAGUGCAGCGUUUUUGACUCAGGAAUCAUGUAUAAUAUUGGAACCAAUAUAGACCAUGCACGUGACACACGUAAGGCGCAGAUCAAGAAAGCAAAUAAAGAGUCAUUGCGUCAAUUAACUGUAGCAGCACUACGCUUGCGCGGAAUUAUGCCGCAACAUGAAGAAUUUAAACAAUUAGUGGAACAGACAAGUUCAGCAGCAAUAUUUGCAUGGAGAGACAGUAUUGGACGAAAAAGGAUUCCACUUGAUGCACAGCAAUGGGUAGUUGAACGACUUAUUGGAACAUUUCUUCUUGAGAUGCCAUGUUUUAAGGAAAAAGGUCUUGGAAAAGCAAUAAUUAAAAAUAAAACAGCUGAAAAAACAAUAAUUAAAUCAGGUGUCUAA
Pneumocystis jirovecii RU7 is the source of this 927-nucleotide messenger RNA. RefSeq lists its product as uncharacterized. NCBI's taxonomy places the organism in Eukaryota, Fungi, Ascomycota, Pneumocystomycetes, Pneumocystales, Pneumocystaceae. The transcript is spliced from 3 exons. Bases 1 to 927 code for a protein of 308 amino acids. The record is from RefSeq and is a predicted model, not a curated record.